AUGAUGAUAAUUUUAUUCAGAAAUAUUUUAAGACGCUCUUUUAGUAGUUUAAAGAAUGAAUUACAAAAAUUUGAAACUUUAUCAAAAAAUUUUGUAAAUAGUAUUGAAAAAUAUAAACAAGAAAAGGACAUUUCAAUAACAUCUUAUGUAAAUUAUAAAAAGGAGAUAAAAGAAUGUAUUGGAUUUUUAUUUAAUAAUAAUUUAGAUUCUUUGGAAGAAAAGGAUUUUAAGACAAUAUUUACGUAUAGCAUAUUAUUAUCAAGAAGGGUAUUAAUUCAUAAAGAUCUUACAAAAAAUGUAUUAUUAAGAUAUAUAACAAUUAAAAAAGAAAAUAAAGAAAAAUGUAUAGAUGAUAACCAAAGAUAUACACAAAAAGAUGAAAUAAAAGAAUUAUUAUUAAUGCUAAAAUUUCUUUUUUAUCUAAACAUAGACUUCGAUAAAGUAAUAUAUAAUUAUUUAUAUUCGGAAUUAAACAAUGAAAUAGAAUUUUAUACAUUAGAGGAAUUAGUAGAAACAAUAAAAAUAAUAUCAUCUUUUAAAAAUAAAAAAUGGGUUAAUUAUAAAGUAUUUUCUAGAUGCAUAAAUGAAGUUAUUAAAAGAAAUCAAGAAGAAAAAAAUGAUAUUUAUAAAUUUUUAAUAACUAUUAUAAAGUCAUGUUCACGCCUUAAUUAUGAAAUAUAUGAUAUACAAGAUUUAUUAGAAUCAUUUAGACAAAAUUAUGAUAAAAACAUAAAGGGUAACAUGCAUAUAUUAAUAAAAGUUUUAUAUAAUUUAUUUUUAUGUAAUUAUCAUAAUUAUAAAAAUACGAACCAAUUAAUAAAUAUAUUAAAAGAAGAAAUUAUGCAAGUAAAAAAAGAAGAAGAUUAUCCUUUAUAUAACAAAUAUUUAUAUAAUAGUAAUGUUAUCCUUGAUAAUAAUUUAGAUUUUAAUACUGGCAUAUCAAAAAAUGAAUUUGAUGUUAAUAUCUGUAAUGAUAAUAUAAACAAUAUUCAUGAAAUGUAUUUUAAAACGAAAGAACGAUCUAAAGACAUUUUAUCAAAUAGUGCUAUUACAUCAAUCAAUUUGUAUAGACUAAAAUUUAUAGAUCUUGUUAUACGUUCAGAUAAUUAUCUUUACAAUUGUUUUUAUUCCCCAAAUUCUCAUUUUUUUGAUUUCAUUAAACAAUUAAACUUAGAAAGUAAAAAUACAAAAGAAACCAUUUUUAGUAAACAAGUUAAAUUUUUUAUAAGAGAAAAUGGGUUUAGAAUAGAAUAUAAAUAUGUGAAUAUAUAUCCAAUAGUUUUUUUGUCAGAUUUUAAAAAUACUUAUGUAGAAUUUGUACAUAAUAUUUGCAUUAAUAAAAAAAUGAAAGAUAGUCCAAAUAUAUUUCAUAAAAAUUAUUUAAAUUAUAAAAUUAAGCAUUUGAAAUUUCUAGGAUGGGAUGCAAUAACAUUAUAUGAAUAUGAAUGGAAAAAACUAAGAAGUUAUAAUGAAAAAUUUGAAUAUAUAAAAAAGGCAUUUAAAAGUAUUAAAAGCUCUUCACAAUGA
This is a messenger RNA of Plasmodium gallinaceum, 1527 nucleotides long. Its product is annotated as conserved Plasmodium protein, unknown function. Bases 1 to 1527 code for a protein of 508 amino acids. NCBI's taxonomy places the organism in Eukaryota, Apicomplexa, Aconoidasida, Haemosporida, Plasmodiidae. The transcript has 5 exons. The record is from RefSeq and is a predicted model, not a curated record.